This is a messenger RNA of Setaria italica (foxtail millet), 393 nucleotides long. RefSeq lists its product as uncharacterized. The transcript is spliced from 2 exons. NCBI's taxonomy places the organism in Eukaryota, Viridiplantae, Streptophyta, Magnoliopsida, Poales, Poaceae. The record is from RefSeq and is a predicted model, not a curated record. Bases 1 to 393 code for a protein of 130 amino acids.
AUGGCGGCGGCGAUCGCUCUUCUGCUCCUACCCCUCGGGCAGGCGGAGGAGAGGCCCACUGCGGCGCACCCGCACGGGCUCCCAUUCGAGAGCCCGCUCGCGCUCUCGCCGGCUGCCUACGACUUCUUCCACCCCAGUGUGCGCGCCCGGCGAGCGCACGGCGUCGCCCCAGCGCCAGCGCUCGCGCCGCGCGGGCAGCGGCAGCAGCAGCAGCUGAGGGAGUCCGCGGUCAGAGGAGCUACGGCGAGCGUGGCGAGGGCCGACCAGGAGGAGGGCAGCGUGGCACCCGUCAGGACGGUCCGGCACCGCACGGUGGCCGGCGUGUUCGUGGGCGCCGCCGCGGCGGCGCUAGUGGCUGUUGGCGUGGCGUACGCCGUGGGUGCAUUUGGUUGA